Messenger RNA from Soboliphyme baturini, 1176 nucleotides. The record is from the annotation of a GenBank genome assembly. NCBI's taxonomy places the organism in Eukaryota, Metazoa, Nematoda, Enoplea, Dioctophymatida, Soboliphymatidae.
AUGCUUCGUAUUUUCAAGUUUUCUGCUAGUCUGCUGAAUCCCUUGUUUCCAGUCGCACAGCGUUUCGCUUGGGUUUGCUGUUCCGCGAAUGCUGUAACGUAUGCGGUGUCAAACGGCAGUGGAACAGUUGGCAGUGAUAUUGAUGCUGUUCGCACAACUGUAGGCGACGGUGGCGAUGGCGACGAUGACUAUCUAAUCGAGGAUGCAGAUUUUCUCGAUCAGAAUAUAGACAUUCUAUCAGAAUGUAGCGGAUUGACCGCGGAACGUGACAACCUCCGUUCCACUGUUCAGCCGUCGAACGGAGUAGGCCCAUUUCAGCCUAAGUACAAAUCAAAAGUUUUCUUGAAAUCUUACACCCUGGCUCCUUUCGUCAACGAGUCGGAGUUGCUGCGAAAUCUGGUGGAUAUGGGCGUGGACUUGUCGCAAUUAGAAGUGAAGUCAAAUGUCGCUGAUUUUCUUAUCAAACUGGACUGGCAAACACAGGCGAAGACCUAUAUCCGGUUUUUGGUUCGCCACGGCAUACCAAUCAACGAACUUGGCAGUUACAUUACUCGUAAUCCGUGGAUUUUCCAGCAGGACAUCGAAGAUUUGCAGGUGCGCAUAAAUUACCUCGAAUCGAAAAACUUUUCGAAAGAGGCGAUUGCGAGGAUCAUUCUGAAGGCGCGCUAUUGGUUGAAUUCGAGCGUGAAAACGAUCGAUAGCCGUCUUGGCUGGCUCCAGAAGGCGUAUUCGCUGACAGGUGACGAAGUGCGACUAGUGGUAACUAAGCAGCCUAAAAUUAUUGCCUUUGGUAUUGGCUAUCUGCAGGUAAUAGAAUUUUCUUUCAAAGAAGAAAUGGGAUUCAGCAGAGCUCAGAUCAAGCAGCUACUGCUGAAGGAUCCGAAACUCUUUAUUACAGACAAACGCUUUUUGGUGGCCACCUUUGACUAUGUUCAUAAUUCGUUGGGCUUCUCGCAUGAAGAAAUCCUCAAAUGGCCACGAGUACUGCGCGAACGAAAAAGCCGCAUUCAAGAACGCCACGAGUUCUUACGUAAGAUCGGUCGCGCCCAGUACGAUCCGAUGAAACCUAACUUCGUGUCCUUGAACGCGCUGAUGAACGACAGAGAUCGAGACUUUUGCUUUACGGUAGCGAAAGUUCCCGUUUCCGUUUAUAACGAAUUUCUGAAGACACUUUGA